AUGAGGUUUGGUCUGAAAGCCGGCGGCCUGCUUUGGCUUGCUGCGUCGCUUUGCGGUACGCAGAGCGCUUUGGCUCAAGAUGUUGACUGGCCGAUUCAUGACAAUGGUCUCAACGAAGUCGUCCAAUGGGAUCACCACAGCUACAUUGUGAACGGAGAGAGACUUUUCGUCUUCUCUGGCGAAUUUCACUAUUGGCGUAUUCCUGUUCCUGAACUUUGGCGGGAUCUCCUCGAAAAGGUCAAGGCGGCUGGUUUCAAUGCUUUUUCAAUCUACAACCACUGGGGCUACCACAACCCCACGCCCGGUGUGUUGGACUUUGACAAUGGGGCCCACAACUUUACCUCUAUCAUGACCGUGGCGAAGGAACUUGGCAUCUACCUCAUCAUCAGACCUGGACCCUACGUCAACGCGGAGACCAACGCCGGUGGCUUCCCUCUCUGGGCCACUACUGGCGCCUAUGGUUCUCUGAGGAACGACGACGAGAGAUACACUGCGGCAUGGACCCCCUUCUGGUCGGAGAUUUCCAAGAUCAUUAAGCCCCAUCUCAUUACGAAUGGCGGAAACGUCAUUCUGUUCCAGAUCGAGAACGAGCUCAGCGGACAGUGGAAGAACAUUCCCAACAGAGUCUUGAACCCGCCCAUCGCCAACUAUAUGCAGCUUCUCCAGGACAGCGCCCGGGAGAAUGGAAUCGACGUACCUCUCUCUCACAACGCUCCCAACAUGGGCGGCUUUUCCUGGUCCAAAGACUUUUCCAAUGCUACUGGAAAUGUCGAUGUCGUCGGUGUCGACAGCUACCCUUCGUGCUGGAGCUGCAACUUGAGCGAGUGCACUGGCACGAACGGAGCCUAUAUCCCUUACCUGACUCAAGAUUAUUACUCCUACUUCACCAUUCAGUCGCCUUCGCAACCCAAUUUUCUCCCAGAGUUCCAGGGUGGUUCUUAUAACCCCUGGGGUGGACCCGAGGGUGGCUGCCCCAGCGACAUUGGCGCCGACUUUGCCAACAUCUUCUAUCGCGAUCUCAUUUACCAGAGAGUCACCGCCAUCUCCCUUUAUAUGAUGUUUGGCGGAACCAACUGGGGUUGGCUUGCUUGUCCCGUCGUUGCUUCGAGUUACGACUACUCCUCUCCGGUGUCUGAGAACAGAAUCAUUGGCAGCAAGUUCCACGAGACGAAGCUUCUGACGCUGUUCACUAGAGUGGCCAAGGAUUUGACAAAGACUGAGAGAGUUGGAAACGGUACCGGCUACACCACCAACUCGGCCAUUACCGUGUCUGAGCUCCGAAAUGUCGACAACAACGCAGCUUUCUACGUUGCCCGUCACGCCUACUCCCCUUCCAACACCAACGAGGCUUUCAAGCUCUCUGUGAACACCUCCCAGGGUGCCCUCACCAUCCCUCAGCAUGGCAGCUCGAUCGCGCUCAACGGCCACCAAGCCAAGGUCCUCGUCACCGACUUCAGGUUUGGUAACAAGACGCUCCUCUACUCCACCGCCGAGGUUCUCACCUACACCAUCAUUGAUGGCCAAGAAAUCAUUGCCCUUUGGCUUCCCGAGGGCGAGGCCGGCGAAUUCACAGUCACUGGUGUCAACUCUGCCAAGUUGGUAGGAGAGGGCAACGUGGGCGACUUCAACGUUUACCCCGGCAAGAGCAACGUUACAAUCGCAUACACUCAGAAGAAGGGUAUCACUCUCAUCAAUCUUGGAGAUGGGUCCCGCGCUGUUCUUCUCGACCGCAGCGCCGCGUACCUCUUCUGGGUUCCGACGCUUGACAACGACCCCUUUGCGCCCGCCAACAAGACUGUAUUUGUUCAGGGACCUUACCUCGUUCGCCACGCUGCAUUCAACGAGACGGGCCGCAGCCUGGCGCUCUUCGGAGAUGCCGACCAGGAGACCAUCAUCACAGUCUUUGCCUCCGAGUCUACCUGUGGUAUCACCUGGAACGGCAAGAAACUCGGGCUCCUUUCGAGAGAAGGCAACGUUUUCACCGCCAAGAUCGAAGGCCCUACCAAGUUUGACGUCCCCGCGCUAGGUCCCUGGAAGGUUCACGACAGCUUGCCUGAAAUUGCUACUGAUUACGAGGCCACAUCUGAUAGUUGGGUUGCGGCCACCAAAGCCAACACCUCAAACACCGUCAAGCCCGCUUCCAACAAUCCCGUCCUCUACGUGGACGAGUACGACAUCCACGUCGGAAACCACAUUUACCGCGCAACCUUCUCGACCUCCGAGACCGCCCCGACUGGCGUCUUCCUCAACGUCACCGGCGGUCUGGCCUUUGGCUACUCCGUCUGGCUGAACUCGGCCUACGUCGGCUCGUACCUCGGUCUCUCCUACCUCGGAGCGGACGCUCGAGAAUUCUCCUUUGAGAACGCCACCCUCGCCAAGACGGGAGACAACGUCCUGGUCGUCAUCAUGGACAAUUCAGGCCACGACCUGCGCGAAGCCGCCCUCGCCCCCCGCGGCAUCACCAACGCGACCCUCCUCGGCCCCGACGCCCAGAACUACAAGUUCUCCGAGUGGAAGAUCGCCGGCACCGCCGGCCGCAACAACCUCAUUGACCCCGUCCGAGGCCCCAUCAACGAAGGCGGCCUGUACGCCGAGCGCGUCGGCGCCCACCUCCCCGGCUACCCCGACGCGGACUGGGCGUCCUUUGACUCCGCCAACGGGUCCCUUUCCGUCCCGGACGCCGGCAUCCGCAUCUUCCGCACCGUCGUCCCGCUCGACGUCCCCGCGGGUCUCGACGUCUCCAUCUCCUUCCGCCUCACCGCCGCGCCUGACGACACGAACCGCCUCCGCGCCCUUCUCUUCGUGAACGGAUACCAGUACGGCCGCUUCAACCCUUACAUUGGCAACCAGGUUCAGUUCCCUGUCCCGACCGGUAUUCUCAACUACAAUGGGGACAACACCAUUGCUGUCACGGUGUGGAGUCAGGCGGCGGAGGGUGUGGCGCUGAAUGUCGAGUGGCAGGCGGAUUACGUCCAUACCUCGAGCUUCGAUAUGGGCUUCGACAGCAAGGCUUUGCGGCCUGACUGGGAUGAGAGUCGUUUGAAGUUUGCUUAG
Molecule: messenger RNA, 3054 nt
Organism: Colletotrichum orchidophilum
Lineage: Eukaryota; Fungi; Ascomycota; Sordariomycetes; Glomerellales; Glomerellaceae
Product: glycosyl hydrolase family 35
Exons: 16
Coding region: 1-3054 (1017 amino acids)
Biological process (GO): carbohydrate metabolic process
Cellular component (GO): vacuole
Molecular function (GO): beta-galactosidase activity
Source: RefSeq, a predicted model, not a curated record